Poecilia reticulata (guppy) is the source of this 1050-nucleotide messenger RNA. Its product is annotated as dynein regulatory complex protein 9. The record is from RefSeq and is a predicted model, not a curated record. Gene Ontology annotation, biological process: cilium organization. Gene Ontology annotation, cellular component: motile cilium; cytoplasm. NCBI's taxonomy places the organism in Eukaryota, Metazoa, Chordata, Actinopteri, Cyprinodontiformes, Poeciliidae. Gene Ontology annotation, molecular function: protein binding.
GUGACACGCCAAACAUUAGCUCAGGCUAAUAGCACCGUCUGAGUCGUGCGACAACAAUUUAAAGUAAAACUGAACUCGGGCUAAUUACUCGACGCUUUAUGAGACUCACGAUGUCCUUAUACUUAUCUAAGAUUCAGAGCCUCAGAAUAGUGGCUGCACUGGAAGACUGCGCUCACCAGUUGGACUUACUGGGACAUUCCCUGUCGGUGCAGAUCAGCAGGGAGCAAGGCUCCGCAUCCACACAGGAGAAAGACAGGCUGGUACAGCUCAAAGCAGAUUGUCAGUUCAUCGGCCAUCACAUCACCAAGCUGUGCUUUGAGCUGGAGGACACCCAGAGUUUUGAGUCAAUUCCACAGGCUAUGGAGGAGGAUGAGGCACAGAAAGCAGCCAGGAAGAAAAGAGAGGAUGAAAAAAUGCGGAAAGAGAGAGAACAGGCUCUGCUGAUACAACAACAGGAAAUCGAGGACAAAAAGGAUCAGAUCCACAAAUUGUACCUUCUUUUGAAUGAACUGGAAGGCGAAAGAUCCAAACUGCAGAAGAAAAAGAAGUCAAAAGCCACGAUCCUGUCCACACAAAUGGCCAAAGAGUCGUAUCGGAAGGCUCAGCUGAUGGACCAGCUGGAGCUUCUACAGAAGCAGAUUGAAGAAGAGGCGAGAUUUCACGAGGAGACUGUGAAUUUCCUCCAGACCCAAUACGAGGAGUUUCAACAGAGGCUGCACAAGUGGAAGCAGCAAACAAAGAAGAUGCAGCAGGAAAAGCAGAGCAAGCUGGAUAACCUGGGCUGCAAAAGAACUUUGAACACAGACAAGCUGAUGGAGAUGAGAAGGAUGUUUAAGGAGAUGGAGCGGGUGGUGCUGGAGGACAAGAAGGAGCAAGAGUUGAAUCUCCAACAGGAGGAGGAAGCUAAAGCCGCCACAACGAUCCAGGCCUACUGGAGGGGCACCAUGGUCCGCAGAGGCCUCGGCCCCUUCAAGAAGGUAGAGGAGAAGAAAGGCAAGAAGAAAGGGAAGAAGAAGAAGAAGUGACUUUUUUUUUUCUUUUGACACCAUG